AUGCAUACUCCAUUACGACAUCUUUCCUUUAAACAAAUAAAGAAAUUUGCUCUUAACAUCUUCAUGGAUAAAUCAAAUGAUCCGAUCAAUAGCAAAUCUAAUGCACAAUCAUACUUGUCUGUAUCAACACAGUCCAAUAUUAAGUACAAACCUAUGCCUGAUCCACUGUCUGUCUAUGUACCUUUGAAUUCUUUAACGGAGGAAACCAUUGAUUCUAUUGUUUCAACUGUUCAACAACGUGAUAAAAGGAACUGGAAUCAAAGCAAACGUACUUUACUAGCUUUUUUACUUGCGAUAAAUAAUAAAGUAAACGAAAUCGAACAAAACAAUCACUCGAACAAUAAAUUCGAUGAACAAACUGUUCAACAUGCUGCCAAAGUUCGACAAUGGCUAAUAGAGAAAGUUCAAUUUGGUGACAAUAAGGAACUUCAAUGGGAUGAACUUCGACAAAAUUAUGAAAAAAUGGUACACCAGAAUGAUGAUAACGAAAUGGCAAAGCAAUUGAAUAUUACAACCAUCGAGCCUUAUUAUGAGUUAGCUAUUGAAGGAGUACAUCGUGAUGUUAAUCGAUCUCGAGAAUAUAUGGCUCGUUUUCGUAGUUGUGGUUGGAAACCUAAUGAGUUAAAAGUCUACUGGAAUGCAACACAACUUGAAAAUCUCUGCCCAAAAUAUGAAACAAACGACAUACAAGUAAAAGAAAAAGAUAAAAAUCUACCGUCACAUGAUCCAUCAGAUGCAGAUGCUGUACUAGCUCUACGUCAAUAUCCUGUAUCAAAACGAAAUCAUGCUGGCACGAUCACAUAUGUGAAUAAAGGAAUUCAAGAUGCUGUUUUCGAUGCACCUAAAGAUGCUCAGUUAAUUGUGCUUAAUUUCGCUAAUGAAAGAACUCCUGGUGGUGGAUAUUUGAGACACUCAUUGGCACAAGAAGAGAUUAUUCUUUACAAUUCUGAUGGUUAUCGAUCAUUGUUGGAUCUAAAGUAUGGACGAAUGGGUGGUGGUUAUGCUAUACCAGAAUUUGGACUAGCUUAUGUACGUGAUAUACGUUUUUUUGAUGCAAGAACAGACAAAAAUCGUAGAGCUGAUAUGUUAGUAUCUGCAUGCUAUUGUCUUUCUGGUUCACCUCAACUUUAUAAAAAUCCACCAUCUACAGAAGAGUGCAUAAUAAACCAUAUAGCAAAAUUUCGUGCAUUUAUAGCUGCAGCUGUUGCUAAUACUAUUGGUGAUGGAUCAAAUACUUAUCUUUUACUUGGACCAAUAGGUACAGGUGCUUUUGGAAAUGAUGUUAAUGAUAUUGGAUACGCCUUUCGAGAGGUACUCUCAUCAAAGAUGAUGGGUUCAAAUGGCCCUAUUCGUCAUGCUUUUGGAAACAUUUGGUUUGUAUCAACAGAUAAAUGGAAAAAUAAUCGUUUAGAAAAAAUCCUGAGUGAAGAUAGCAUAUCUAACGUUGAAUAA
This is a messenger RNA of Adineta steineri, 1452 nucleotides long. Lineage: Eukaryota; Metazoa; Rotifera; Eurotatoria; Adinetida; Adinetidae. The record is from the annotation of a GenBank genome assembly.